Molecule: messenger RNA, 1488 nt
Organism: Danio rerio (zebrafish)
Lineage: Eukaryota; Metazoa; Chordata; Actinopteri; Cypriniformes; Danionidae
Source: RefSeq, a predicted model, not a curated record
AGAGAGAAUGUCAAAGUGGUUCUGAAGAUUUUCAUAAGGUGGGAUUGUAAAAAUACAACAAUUUUACCAGAGGAUGUCUAUAUUCACGCACUGUUGCCAACAUCUCUGAAUAUAAAAGUGAUUUUUUUGUUGAAUAAAGUGUUGUAUUCAAUAUGUUCUGGAACGGGUGAGAAAAUAAUAAACAUUCAAGCUGUCAUUCAGUGAUUUCUCAUUCAAUUCUCACCUAUUCACAUUCUAUUUGAGUUUGAAGAUUUUAUUCUGUUUGCCCUCAAAGGGUUUGUUAAGCCAAUACAAAGAAAGUUUAUAUUUUGUUUAUUUAUUCAAGUUUAUUUGAAAUAGUUUUCUUAAGAUAACCAUCAAAAGAGCACGCUUUAAUAAUAACACAUACAUUUAUUCAAGCUGUCAAUCAGUGAUUUCUCAUUUAAUUCUCAAGUAUUCACAUUCUGAUUGAAUUUGAAGAAUCAUAAGAGAAGUUCCAGUUAAAUAUUCAGGUUAUCAUUUAUGCAUCUGUCCGAUGGUCUUCUUCGGUCUUUCACUGUCAUUUCGCCUCCUGUUAAUCCUCCGCUGGUGUGCCGCACAGGUGUCCCUCAUUAACACUCACACCAGCGGUCUAUAAAUAUGAAACAGUAAGCACUUUCUGCAGUGUUGAAGACAAUCUGUGUCAGAAUCAUGUUAUCGUUUGGCAUUCUCCUUACCUUAAUGGUUCUGAAUUCCAGUCUGGCCUUCAGCGAAGUAAAGAAAGUGAUUGUUUAUGGGGGAAAUGGAGCACUGGGUUCAGAGAGUGUGCGCUACUUCAGAGCCAAAAACUGGUGGGUUGCCUCUAUUGCUCAUAGCAUUAACGCAGAAGCCAGUGCAAAUGUUAAAGUUAAGAUGACUGAAUCCUUCACUGAGCAAGCCAAACAGGUAACAGUGGGUGUUGGUAAGCUGUUGGGUGAUGAGAAAGUUGAUGCCAUCUACUGCGUGGCUGGAGGUCAAGCAGAGGGCAAUGCCAAAGCCAACUCUCUGUACAAGUAUGCUGAUCUGAUGUGGAAGGAGAAUGUGUGGACCUCCACCAUUUGUACUCACCUAGCAACCAAAUACCUGAGAGAGGGCGGGCUGCUCACACUGUCUGGGGCCAAAGUAGCACUGGGGCCAACAACAGAAUCUGUUAGUUUUGGAAUGGCAAAGGCAUCUGUACAUCAGCUGACCCAGAGUCUCAGUGGGCCAAACAGUGGUCUUCCACCGCGAUCUGUUGCUCUAGCAAUCCUUCCAGUGACUUUGGAUACCCCCACAAAUAGGAGGAUCAUGCCUAAUGCUGAUGUCAGUUCCUGGACACCACUAAAUCAUGUAACUCAGCUGUUCUUUAAGUGGACUGUUGGAGAAAGCAGACCAGCUUCAGGCAGUCUUGUGGAGCUUGUUACCGCUAAUGGCAGAACAGUGGCUACCCCUAUUAAAAGCCCUUAGCAUAUUAAUCAGCUGUCAGUCUCCCAAUAAAGACUCUUUUUAAAC